AUGGCAACGUUUACUGGCCAGCUGCUUAUCACAACCGACAAUGAAAUUCGGUUCUCAAUUGAGGCGCAUCAAUUAGCAGUAACAUCUCUGGAAUGGUUAUCACCAACGUCAAUAAUAUCAGCAUCUCUUGAUGGCACUGUUGUCAUGCAUCUCCUUAAAGCCAAUUCGCUUGAACGGCAGUGUUCCCUAACGAUUCGAGUCAGUGAUUUACCGAGAAAGAUUCGUAAGUCAAAUGCAUCUUCAAGACCUACAGGAAUAACAUCGCUAUGCGUUAUCGACGAUACAGUUCUUGUCGCUAGCGAAACAGGUGCGAUUUGGAGUGUUGGUCUACCUGACUUGACGCGGCUGAUGACAAUCGCUUGUGAGAUGGAGGGUAUUGAGAGGCUUAUGUAUUGCUCACCAUACCUACUCGUUAUCACGCCAUCAGCUAAGGCUAAGCUAUUAACACAAGAUGGCCAACGGGUAAGAGUGCUCGAAUGGGGCUUACAAAUGGCUUGCUGUGAACCAACUGGAGGAUUGCUUUUUUGUGGUAAUAAUGAAGAAAUUAUUUGCUGUGAUAUUAGAAAUGAUGCGCAGCAAUCAACUCAUUAUAACAUACCAACUAUAAUGUUUGCGAUUGACAACGAAAAGCAAUUGAUAAAUGUUGAUCAAACCUUUAAUGUUAAUAUUUAUAAACUCAUCUAUGAAUGA
Molecule: messenger RNA, 690 nt
Organism: Anisakis simplex (herring worm)
Lineage: Eukaryota; Metazoa; Nematoda; Chromadorea; Rhabditida; Anisakidae
Source: the annotation of a GenBank genome assembly